GACCGAGCCGGAGAGGAGGGAGACUGGAGAACUCCACAUGAAUGUUGUUGUAGCGGAAAAUACCUUUGCUGCACUUUCACACGCUGCAACCUCUGGUUAAAAAAAAACAACAGUUUCCUUUUGCGUCCGACCAGAAGGAAGGGACUACGCAGAGAGGAAUUAAACAGAUUCUUUUUUCUCUCACAAAGGACAAGUUUGUACGUGGAGUUUGGAGGGUAGUUUCGGGUGGGCUGACUGAGCUAGUCUGGCUGCCCGCUGCGCCUCCCUCCUGCCCCCGCCAGCCAGCCAUAGGUUAGCCCGCUGCCAGUCUCUACCUCCAGCUGUUGGUGAACAUGGCGCUAAGAGCCAAGGCGAUAUACGACUUUAACUCUGAAAACCCCGGGGAGGUGUCGGUGAAGGAGAGCGAAAUCCUCACUUUGUACAGCGAACAGGAUAUUGACGGCUGGUAUGAGGGGGUGAACAGCAAAGGGGAGAGGGGUCUGUUCCCCGCGUCUUACGUGGAGAUCCUAAGGAACGACACCGCCUCCACACUCAACAACAACAGCUGCAGCACAUCUGGGGACACUAAGCCAGAUUUACGAUAUGCAAACAUCCCCCCCGGAGGUUUCGAAGGCUCUUUCAAGCCUCAGAAUAAAGUUGACAACUUUUCAAAACCCUCUGCGCCCAGCUUGGCCACUUCAGCCCCCACACAACCACCACAGCAGCAGCACACUUUACAGCAGCCCAGCCAAGGCAGCGAUGAUGACUGGGAUGAUGACUGGGAUGACAGCUCCACUGUUGCAGAUGAGCCUGGGACUAUGGGAGGAAGGUAUCAAGACUUUGACGGCAAUGGGCCAUCCAAAUAUAGAGUGUCAACAUCCUCAAUGUCAAGAGGUAACACGCAGCAAGCUAAGAGCUCUGCCACAGUCAGUAGAAACCUAAACAGGUUUUCAACCUUUGUGAAGUCAGGAGGAGAGGCGUUUGUGCUUGGGGAGGCCUCAGGCUUUGUGAAAGAUGGGGACAAGAUCUGCGUUAUAAUGGGUCAGUAUGGCCCUGAGUGGCAGGAGAACCCUUACCCAUUCGCUUGUUCAAUUGACGACCCCACUAAACAGACUAAGUUCAAGGGCAUGAAGAGCUACAUGUCCUACAAGCUGACACCCACCCACACACAGAACCAGGUCAACAGGAGGUAUAAGCACUUUGACUGGCUGUACGCCCGGCUGGUGGAGAAGUUUCCUGUCAUUUCAGUGCCACACAUCCCAGAGAAGCAGGCCACAGGGCGCUUUGAGGAGGACUUCAUCUCCAAGAGGAGGAAAGGCCUCAUAUGGUGGAUGAACCACAUGACCAGCCACCCUGUCCUGGCCAGGUGUGAUGUUUUCCAGCACUUCCUUACCUGCAACAGCACAGACGAGAAGGCCUGGAAGCAGGGGAAGAGGAAGGCAGAGAAGGACGAGAUGGUUGGAGCCAACUUUUUCCUCACCAUCAGCCCCCCUGCCGCUCCGCUGGACUUCCAGGAGGUCGAGAGCAAAAUAGACGGAUUCAAGACUUUCACCAAAAGGAUGGACGACAGCGCCUUUCAGCUCAACGCCACAGCCAACGAGUUUGCCCGCAAGCAGAUCACCGGUUUUAAGAAGGAGUAUCAGAAAGUGGGGCUGUCAUUCAAGGUCCUCAGCCAAGCUUUUGAAAUGGACCAGCAGUCUUACUCUUCAGGGCUCAACCAGGCCAUCUCCUUCACUGGAGACGCAUACGAAGCCAUCGGAGAGUAUUUUGCCGAGCAGCCCGGCAAGGAUCUCGACCCCAUCAUGGAUUUGUUAGCUCUUUACCAAGGACACCUGGCUAACUACCCAGACAUCAUCCAUGUCCAGAAAGGAGCCCUGACGAAGGUGAAAGAGAGCCAGAAGCAUGUGGAGGAAGGCAAGAUGGAUCGGGUGCAGGCGGAAGGCAUAGACAACCGCUGCAACAUAAUUUCCUGCGCCACGCUGGCCGAGAUCCAGCACUUCCACCAGAUCCGCGUACGCGACUUCAAGGCGCAGAUGCAGCACUACCUGCAGCAGCAGAUCGCCUUCUUCCAAAAAAUCACCGGCACACUGGAGGAGGCUCUGCAGAAAUAUGACAACUCAUAAAUGAUGGCAUCCUGUCACUUUAGACCUCGGUGAUCAAUGACACGGCAGCUCCUUCAGCCAGCCAGCGCAGUUUUACAGUAACACAUACUGGGGAAUGCUGUUCAACCAGCAGGGAGGGACAUUCAAGAUGAUGACGCUCCAGUGAUGAUAACAUUUCAACGAACAUCUAGGGUUCAGUGGGAGUUGGCCACACUUUAGGGCACCUGGAUGCUCUUGUGUUAGAAGUAAUUUAAUGAAGAAUAGCCAACUUGUUACAGUCAUAGGUUGAAGGAGAUGCAAUGGUAGUGAUGGUGCAACAAUGGUCAGUAUGGAAACCGUGUAUCUGCUGCUGCGUACACACCCAGUGCAGGGUAUCACACAUCAAGUGUUUUUCGCCUUACAACACUGUUUUUCAACAGACUGUUAAUGAGUGACUGCCGCUGCAGGAGCGGCUGACACCUUGCCUUCUGGUAACACUCCAGCCCUUCCUGGUAGCUCUCUAUUCCCGGACGACAUGAACAAAAUGUUUAUGGUCUCCCAGUUGAGCCGCCACUGUCUCGCUGUGCCUUCUGAUUACGUCACUCCGGUCCUUUUUGUUACUAAAAAGCUUUAUAUACUGUAUAUGUAGAAAUAUAUUCUAUCCGUGUUUACAAAGCUACACGUUUUGCAGUCUUUGAAAAAAAAAAGAUCACUGUGUUCUUUGAAAGAUGGGCAGUGUCUUUCAUGGGAGAUAAUAAUGUUCGAUUGUGGGGUCCCCCCCCCCCAACAGUGGCCCCUGGAGUGAUUUAUAACAAUCACAGUGCAACAAAAUCAGGAUCAAGAGAGGUUAACCUGCUUUGACUUUAGGAACCCAUGCCCUACACGGGGUAGGGCCAGCACCGCAGUAUUUAAGGGAUAAGGACAAUGGACACACGUCAUGCCGGAUAUCUGAUUCUGUGUCGACAAAAAGUAGUUUUUCAGGGUUCGUUUUUGGUCUAACGCUGAGACUGUUUGAGGGUAGAGGGUUCCUCACCUUUUUAAAACACACACUUAAAGACAGAUCAUCUGCCGCUUUUAACCAUUAUGAUGUUGGUUGCAUCAUGAAGAGAUUAUCAUAGAAGCAGAGAUGCAAAAUAAAUUCCUCCUUCACAGAAAGCUGUUUGUUGGUCCUGUGUUUUGUCCAGAUUUUCAAAUGUAUAACAGCUGAUAAUAAUUUUCCUUUUCACGGUCCAUCAACCCAUGUAAUGCAGCCACUGUCCCAUCCUGUAAUGGCAGAAGCCCAAAAGAAAGGACCGUGUGGCUCUGCAGGUUUCCUUGGCUACAUCCCUGGAGGACUGGUGUGCUGUAUCAGUGUUUCAUGCUAAGCUCGGCUCGCAGAUCUGCUGACACUGCAAAGCCCGGCCAGGCAUCUGGGACAUCUGGCCUCUGUUAAAAGUGCCGGAUUGAAUAACAGUGAACACGUAGACAAUGAAAAAAGUCAACUAAACAUUUUUGCCGUCAUCUCCACCACCUAUAUAAAAGAUAACCAACAUGCAGAACAAAGCUAUGGAGAUAACAUGUUCACAUAAGAAACAAAACAAAUGUCCCUUUGCACCCCAACAGUUAUCUCCAAUCCUUUUGAGGAGAAUCCACUAUACAGCAGUUAGUUUUUUGCCCGAUGAGAAUCCAAUUUGACAGAUGUGAUGUGGAGCAAAAGAUAACAAAGAGACACAGCUUGUUUCACCACUGGAUCUUAAAAGGCAGCCACCCAGUUCUGUAAAUAUGUUUCUAUGUUAAUAUGUUUCUACGUGAAUAUGUUCCCUCCAGCAGAUUAUCCAUCAGGACAAAAAACAAGGCAUUGCACAUCAUUAGAAAUUAAAAGACUAAAAAUAAACAAUUCUAAAAUAUAAACAUCUCAAAAUACAAAUACAAAUAAACCGACAUUAGAGAGUAGAACAUAUACAGACGACUGAAGAUAAAUAAUCUAUCUGACAAAUGAAACACUAUUGAAGGGCCAAUUUUCUGUUAACACAAUACAAAGCAGGAUAUUAUUUACAUUAAGUGUGUAAGGAAAGCUAUAUUUAAUGAAAUCUAAAUGUAAAAUGUAGUGUGAAGUUAUGAGUCCAGUUAAAAGAAAAGAAACUAUGGAGCAGUGAGUUCUUCUAAGUUGAUCUUCUCACCAACUGUACAAAAUGUUUUGUCAUGCCACCUAUCUAAACGUUUCCCGAAUUCAGUGUAUAAGAGAGAACUUUGACCUGCUAGUUGUGCUCCUAACAUCAGGGGAUCACCAAAGUCAUCAUAGUUCCUCUUAUUGGCUCUAUGAAUACAUUUACCAAAUUCCAUGGCAAUGACGUUGAAGGAGAAUUCUCAGAAUCUCCAAGUUUCAUCCUCUUAUCCAUCACACACGUCUUUUAAAAAUGAAUAGCGAUGGCCAAGGCCGACAUUGCCAUCUGUAGAGCUUCACCACUAGCAUGGCUAAUAAUAUCCUGUCAUGUGGGAACUAGGUCCGCUUGGAAACUCUUACCAUAUCUUUUUUGUUUCCUCUAUUUUGUAAUGUUAUGUUCAGGUUUUCAUUUUCUACAUUAACUCAGCAAUAUGCACACAGCCUGUCGUUACCUCAUCCCUCAGGCCUUCUGUCAAUUCUGCCAACGCCCAGGGAAAUGGGUGCUCCUGUUUUUACAUUCUCCCUGGCUAUGAGCCCUGGCUGAUCUGAAUAAGUAAUACUGAUAAAUGUUAGGCAUACACACUUCAGAAUUAUUUUUUAGAAAACAACCAAUAUAUACGCAUAAGAUAAGAGCAAUGGUGUUUUGGGCUUAAUUAGGUAUUGUUUUAACAUCAUGCAAAUCACUGCAGACUGCACUUUUUUUAAGUGAGGUCAUUUUCUUUUUUGCAGGGCUGUUAUUCUAAGGAAAGCAGGGGCUUCUUACUCACCACAGUCUAGCAUGCAGGAAACAACAGCUCCUGAUUCAGACUUGGAUUUUUCUCGAGACAGAGCUGUGUCAGCAGCUGAAAACAUUCCAAACACAAACGUCAAGUGUGUGAAACCACAAAAGCAGCGGCGGGCUAACCUUCCAAAGGCAGCGGGGGAUCAUGAUAAUAACAAAGCAUUACAUCGUUUAAUGGCCAAAGGCUGAAACCAUGGAAGGGAUUUUCCAGAGUUUGUUAUUGAAGCAGUAGUAGCAUUUCAGCUUCACAUGUCCUCAAUAAGUGCUCAUCACUUCUCCAAUCAGACUUGUUUUUUGGACUUGAAGUGGCUUUGAGGAAUUCACAGAAUGUAACCCUGAAACAUCCUGUACUUUUGUCUUAACUCUGGUGACAACUCAAAUUUGGAAAAAUCUGGAUUAACCCAUUAACAGUUGAUGAUAUACUGCUCUCACAUAAGAAAACAUCCAAACUGUUUACACCUCCAUCAUACAGUAGCUUCAAAGUAGUUUAAAAAAAUGUUUGUCCUCUUUAAUUUUCAUCUUUUACAAGAUUUAGAAAGUAUUCUUUUAACCAGUUUCAAUAGCCUGCCUGUUGAGAGUUGAGGGUUUCCUGUCUAAUGAGCUGGCACUGACGCCACAUUUAACCACACUGCUUUCAUAAGGACAGUAUCAGUGUCUCGGGAUCCAUCUCUAGAUAACACCUCAUUCCUGUUGCACCUUCGCUGUGCAACACUCCGGUCUGAUGAAAAAAUCCCGUUCACAUCCCGUAACAAACAGCUCAUCGCCUCCCUCUCUAGAACAUUUGCACUCCCAUAACAUCAUUUCACACUUAACCUUAUUGACCCUGACUUCCCCUCGUUGCUUCAGCUGAUUAAAGCAUUCCAAAUGCCCCCAUUAUAAUGCCAGGAAAUCCCUGAGGCAAGAUGUCAUCCUUCAUAUUUCUUGUUUUCAUAUGAGUCAUAGAAUUGUAUUGAAAUAGGAAGUGCAAAACCAACACAGCAUUUCUGAUGAAAGGAAGUGGGUUGUUUUAGAUUGCGGUGCCAUAUUUCAUGUCAUGGAGCUACUAUGUGUUAGGGAAUAUUUUGUGUAAACUUGUAAAUCUUUAGCUCAUUUGCAUCUCUUCCCUCUGUCCUCCUUCGACCUGGCUCUACGGCCUUGCAGGUGCUGUUAUCUUCAUUAAGGAGGGGCAGCCUGGGCUUACGAAGCCUUGUUGUUCCCACAGUGGGCACAAGCUCAUGCUGACCUAAGAUUGGCUUUAUUGUUUAGGGACGGCGAGCUCCAGUUUAUCUGGCCCACUAUGCUCCGGCAAACACCUUAUUUGUGACCUAGAUGACAGUUUAAGUUAAACAUACUGUAUUGUCCAAGCUUGUUUAGUCUGCUGCUCUGAGAAUGUUAAUUAUCCAUUUGGAACUAGUUAAAACCUCUUUCUAUCUCUGAGAUCUUCAGAAUUGGUUUGGCAACCGCUGUGGCAACUCGUGUCUACAGUAAAUGUCUUGUCAAUUCUCCAGCCGUAACUCCGAAUAAACCCAACAGUGUUUUGCCAUCAA
Messenger RNA from Eleginops maclovinus (Patagonian blennie), 6510 nucleotides. It is a transcript of the gene snx18a, whose product is annotated as sorting nexin 18a. Gene Ontology annotation, cellular component: plasma membrane; cytoplasmic vesicle. The record is from RefSeq and is a predicted model, not a curated record. Gene Ontology annotation, biological process: mitotic cell cycle; endosomal transport; protein transport. Gene Ontology annotation, molecular function: protein binding; phosphatidylinositol binding. The transcript has 2 exons. NCBI's taxonomy places the organism in Eukaryota, Metazoa, Chordata, Actinopteri, Perciformes, Eleginopidae. Bases 333 to 2102 code for a protein of 589 amino acids.